Molecule: messenger RNA, 2152 nt
Organism: Acyrthosiphon pisum (pea aphid)
Lineage: Eukaryota; Metazoa; Arthropoda; Insecta; Hemiptera; Aphididae
Exons: 2
Coding region: 307-1029 (240 amino acids)
Source: RefSeq, a predicted model, not a curated record
CACACACACACACACAAACUGUGCUCUGCCGCGGAACCAGCGACCGAGACGAGUAGGAGAGGUACACACAAAACGGACGCUCGACGAGCACUCGCCCGCCCCCGUCGGCACUGGCGUCAGUGCGGCCGCAGAGCGCGUGGGUGCCGGUCCGGUGUGUUUUGCGUUCCGUCCUUUUCACGAUUUUUCGACGGUUUCUUUUACCCUCACAAACGGGUCAUAGAGAUAAUACAAAACCAUAAUAUUAUAUUAUUGUAGCCAAUACACAAUAUUAUCAUUGUCGUUUUCGCCGCCGACAAUAUUAUUAUCAUGUCGUCCGUCAUCAACGUGCGGCUCAACGAAAAGAUGACGUUGCGGUUCGUCGAACUGUACCGCGACCAGCGGGUGCUGUGGGACAAGGAGCACGAGGCGUACAACAAGCGGACGGAGAGGUUGCGGGCGUACCGGCGAAUCGCCGAGGCCAUGUCCGUCGAGGGGCUGGGUGUGCCCGAGGUGGCCAGCAAGAUCAAGAACAUCCGGUCCACGUACCUGCAGGAGCUGAAGAAGAUCAAGGACUCGGCGCAGCGGCACCUCGUCCAGUCCGAGGAGGAGGACGCCUCGUCGCCGUACGUGCCCAAGCUGCUCUGGUUCUCCAUACUGGACUCGAUGAUCGGCGGCGCGGCCGUCAAACGCCUUUACUCGUCCCCGUCCACUGCCGACAUGCUGUCCAUAGAUUACGCCGACGAGAGCAGCUGCCCCGCGAGUUCCAAUAACUAUACCACACCGUUCGACUACGGCUCAUCGUACGCCAACGACUUGGCCGACCCUGCCAAGAGACCGUCGUCGUCGUCGUCGGUGGUGGACGAACCGCCGCUCGCCAAGAGGCUGAUGUACGAGCGACAGCAGUCGUCCGCCGAGCUGUUCUCCAGGUACAUUGCCACCUCGCUGGAAGCACUGCCACCGCGGCUGUCGGUGCAGGCGCAAAAGGAAGUUCACGACGUUCUGGUCAAGUACAAAAUUUUGGAACUCGACCAACUAGAGCAACAGCGAUGACGACGACAGUGGAACAAACUAAUAGGUAUACGCCGCUUAGAAAUUAAAUCAUCCCGAAUGUACCUAUAAGUAUACACAAAUUGUGUUUUUUUUCCCGCCGACGCGUAAUCAACGACGGAUCAUCGAUUUUCCUACAUAAUUUUCAUCUCUGUGGACGGCGAACGGUUUGCGUGUAAAAUGUUAGGUAUUUAUAGAAUAUAAAUAAUAAAUCCUUCUAAACGCUUCUGCUGUUUAGCCGGUUUCUGCUCACUUUUCGAACGUCCCGAGCACAUUAUCAUCAUAAUACGUAAUGUGCACCAUGCAUUGGUCGCCUCCCUGCCAGGUGUUCAGAAAAUAUUAACAAUCAAAUUUAAACCGUUUACAAUCGAGAAAAGACUGUUAAAUUCAGCGUUGGAAGAAUAUACGUUGGCGUACCCAACCGCAACUAUUAAUUUAUAAUAUUCAGUGGGUCAUACUUUUAUUAUCAUACUUUUUUAGUCGUUAUUGUUUUUUCCGUCAUUCGCAUAAUAUCUUUCAGUUUGACAUUUUGGUUUUCUCGAAAUGGUUAAAUGUAAAGGUUGCUCGAACAAUCGCUCUCUUCGGUGAAGUCCACCGCGCACAGUUAUACAGUGUAGAGCCGAGCAUUCAGAGAAUUUUUUUUGCCACGGAAUGUUUUUUUUCGUGCAUCCGAACCCGCGCAGAGACGUGACUUGAGGCGACGCUAAAAAUACCCAUUACGCAAAUUGGCCGCCGCACCGACUUCAAAGCGAACGUUUUCGAAUCGAUAGGGACCGUAAUCUCGGCGCUGAAUCUGCGCGUUAUCGACUAGUGCCCCCCCUGCGUCCCCUCUAACUAUACGUCUCCUACCUUUGGAUGAAUUUUGUUUUGUAUGAAAUCGGACCGGCGCCGAACGACGAGAGAACGAUAUUUUAUAUUGUUGUCAUCAGUCAUCAAUCACAGCGUAUACCUACUUAGCACGUUGCUAAAGGUAAAAAUCGAUUGUUUUAUUCCCCAGUGGUGUAUCGUAAAAUGUUUGUAAAUACCUCUUAUGACUGCGUAUAUUUGUACUUUCGAUUUAUCGACGGACAAUAAAAUAUACAAUACAAUGUUUUUUUAAUAUUAUACUUAUAUUAUUUUAAUUUAA